Macrosiphum euphorbiae (potato aphid) is the source of this 294-nucleotide messenger RNA. The record is from the annotation of a GenBank genome assembly. NCBI's taxonomy places the organism in Eukaryota, Metazoa, Arthropoda, Insecta, Hemiptera, Aphididae.
AUGAUACUACUCCGGGCUUCUGCAGCUGACGACCGGACGUUCAAAUUCUCACAGACGGCGUGCGUCGGCGGUUUUCGAGGCCGACCACACCUAGCGAUACCCGCCAGUAUCGGACCCUUGUACAUCGGUGCCCACUCGUUUCUCAACUCCGGCGCUAAACCGAUUGUCAACGGUUUUUCUUUUCGAUCAGACGACGCUAAAAAAAAUAUUUCUGCAUCAAUAAUAAUAUGUUUACGUAUUAUGCAUAAAUCGUACAAUGAUGAUACUGCACCUACGCCUGCGCACUACGUGUAA